AUGCGAGACAGGCGGGCAGUGGCAGCUAGCUCUGGCGCUGCUCAGCGAGAUAUGGGAGGCGAAGCUGCAGCCCAACCGCAUCAGCUGCAACGCUGGGAUCAGCGCGUGCAAGCAGGCUGGGCAGUGGGGGCAGGCGAUCUCGCUGCUCGGCGAGAUUCGGGAGAAGAUGCUGGAGCCCGACUCAUCAGCUGCAGCACUGGGAUCAGCGCGUGCGAAAAAGGCGGGCAGUGGCAGUGGGCGCGGGCGCUGCUCAGCGACACCUGGCAGGCGAAGCUGGAGCCCACUGUCAUCGACUACAACGUUGGGAUUAGCGCGUGCAUGGAAGCGAGCCAGUGGGAGCAGGCGAUGUCGCUGCUUGAUGAGAUUCGGGAUCAGAAGUUGGAGCCCACCCUAGUCAGCUACAGCUAUGGGAUCAGCGCGUGUGAGAAAGGCGGGCAGUGGCAGCGUGCUUUGGCGUUGUUCAGCGAGAUGCAGGGGCAAGGAGCAUUGGCGUUGUUCAGCUGCGGUGCUUGGAUCAGCGCCUGCGAGAAGGGCGGGCGCUGGGAGCAGGCGAUGUCGCUGCUUAGCGGCAUGUGGGUCUCGAAGCUGGAGCCCGACGACUUUCACAGUUGGGAUCAGCGCGUGCGAGAGAGGCAGGCAGUGGCGUUGCGCUUUGGCGUUGCUCGGAAAUCUGCGGAAUUCGAGGACGGACCCCAGCGUCAUCAGCUACAGCGCUGGGAUCAGCGCGUGCGAGAAAUGCGGGCAAUGGCAGGCAGCUUUGGUGCUGUUCAGCGAGAUGUGUGA
This is a messenger RNA of Prorocentrum cordatum, 783 nucleotides long. Lineage: Eukaryota; Dinophyceae; Prorocentrales; Prorocentraceae. The record is from the annotation of a GenBank genome assembly.